Theobroma cacao (cacao) is the source of this 1689-nucleotide messenger RNA. RefSeq names its product AT-hook motif nuclear-localized protein 1-like. Lineage: Eukaryota; Viridiplantae; Streptophyta; Magnoliopsida; Malvales; Malvaceae. The record is from RefSeq and is a predicted model, not a curated record. Gene Ontology annotation, molecular function: minor groove of adenine-thymine-rich DNA binding.
CUCUUUCUCUCUCUCCCCUGUUAACCCAAAAAAAAAAAAAAGGAAAAAAAGGCUACACCACCUUCUAUUUCUGGCGCCAUUUGAAGCAACCUUUCUAUGUUUCAAACUUCACCUCCUUUUUUUUUGUUUCUCUCCCGCUUCUAAUUAACGCAAAAAAGCUCCCCAACGAAGUACAGUUACAGCCAACUUUCUGUCUUUUUGGGAAGGACCCAAUUCUUGGUUUGCCAUUUUUCAAAAUGGAAGAGAAGGAGAGCACGAUAUCUGGGUCACUAGGCAACUCGGACACUGACUCACCACCUGCACCAGUGAGUAGCCUGGUGCUGCCGCAGGUCAUGAACAUGGAUAUGAAUAUGAGCAUCAACAUGACCUUGGAAAGAAGCCUUGAUAGUGCAGCAACAGCGACAGCAACAGUUGGGGGAGUAGGAGCAGGAGCAACAAUAACUGCAGCAACAGCAAUUCCAGGAUCAGGAGGAGGAACGUUAGGGAGUCCUGGCAGUGGAGGGCUUGAUUCUUUAGCAAAGAAAAGGAGAGGGAGACCGAGAAAAUAUGAUGCAGAUGGGAACCUUAGGUUACCAUAUCCGGUAGUGACAACUUCACCUCCUGGCUUCACUUUAUCUCCUUCUUCUCCCUCUGAGUUCUCCUCUUCCAAGAGAGGUCGAGGCAGGCCUCCUGGUUCUGGUAACUGGCAGCUUCUUGCUUCUCUAGGUGAGUUGUUCGCUAACACGGCUGGAGGGGACUUCACGCCACAUGUGGUCACAGUUAAUACUGGUGAGGAUGUUGCAGGAAAAAUUCUUUCAUUUUCGCAGAAGGGUCCUCGUGGGAUUUGUAUUCUGUCAGCCAAUGGAGCUGUUUCUAAUGUUACUAUUCGGCAACCUGGUUCGUCUGGUGGCAUUUUAACAUACGAGGGCCGCUUUGAGAUAUUAUCCUUAACUGGUUCGUUUACUGUCAGUGACACUGGUGGUGUAAAAUGUAGAACUGGUGGGUUGAGUGUUUCAUUGGCUGGACCGGAUGGUCGCGUAAUAGGUGGUGGACUUGCUGGUAUAUUGGUGGCUGCUAGCCCUAUACAAAUUGUGGUAGGAAGCUUCAUGCCAAACGGUUACAAAGUGCAUAAAAGGAAGCAUUAUCGUGAGCACGCGGUGGCUUCCACAGUCGCCGCUGCUCCUUCAGCCGCGGUGACAGCAGCAAGGCCAAUCUCACAAGCAAAACCUGAAGGUGACAACUGUAUGACACCAACGUCCCCAUUUCCAGGGGAAAGCCUUGGGGAAGGAGACAAUAGCACAAUUGAUAAACAUGUACCAAAUGCUACAUCUUCUCAUGCUGCUGCUGGUUGGAAUGGCUCGGAGCCCACAUCAAUCCAUCGGCCAUCCCCUGAUAUUAACGUGUCCGUGCCUAGUGAAUAGGGUGUCUAAGGUUUACAUUUUAGAGUCUUGGAGGCUGACGUGAUACACUCACUGAAACUAAUUUUAUUCACAUUAUCACUUGUAACAAUUAGAUCGCAGAAUUUUCUACAAUUCUGUGUGAUAGCCAGAUAUUGAACUUUCUUUUUUUCCCUUUCGGUGGAGGUAGGAGAGCUAGCUACGUUGUCAAAAGCAUUUUCAUUUCCAGAAGUGCUGAUACUCAACUUUGCCAAAUUUAGACAGAUUCAUCAAUUAUUUUAUGUUGGCAACACAUUUGUUGUUGUUACUGCUG